CCAGUACUACAGCGUUCUGAACGAUGUCGAUCCCACAAAAGACACGCGAGUACCGCCUGCCCAAGGUCGACGGCUUCCAUAACCUUACCUUGACGGAGGCGCCGUUACCGAAGCUGAAGUCGACCGAGGUGCUUCUGAAGGUCCAUGCCGUCUCCCUCCAGUAUCGCGACCUAAUCGUGGCCAAGGGCACGUACCCGCUCGGCCAGAAGGAGAACCCCGUCCCAGGCUCCGACAUGGCCGGCGAGAUCGUCGCCAUCGGGGAGGACGUCAAGGGAUGGAAGGUCGGCGAGCGCGUGUCGCCCAACUUCGCGGUCGACCACGUCUUCGGGGACCCGACGGCGGAGAUCAAGGCGACCGGCUUGGGCGCGCCGAUCGACGGAGUGUUGACCGAGUACAAGAUCGUUCCUGCACACUCUCUCGUGCGCAUCCCUGAACAUCUGAGCUACGAGGAGGCGUCAACCCUUCCAUGUGCCGCCCUCACCGCCUACAAUGCCCUCCUCGGUGGCAAUCCCGUCUUGAAGGGCGGCGACUUCGUCCUGGUCCAAGGUACCGGAGGCGUCUCGAUCUUCGGUCUGCAAAUCGCCGUCGCCUCGGGUGCUACCGUCAUCGCCACGUCGUCCUCGGACAAGAAGCUCGAGACGGCGAAGAAGCUCGGCGCCAAGUACGUGAUCAACUACAAGAAGACGCCGAACUGGGAGGAGGAGGUCCUCAAGAUCACGAACGGCCGCGGCGUCGACCACGUCCUCGAGGUCGGUGGCCCGGGUACGAUCCUCAAGUCCGUGGAGGCGGUGAGGUACGCCGGCAAUGUGGCCGUCAUCGGCUUCGUGGCAGGGCAAGCGGACACCAGUCAGUUGCCCUUGCUCGUACUCGGCAAGGCUAUCAACAUGCGCGGCGUCCUCAUCGGCUCUCGUCAACAGUUCGAAGAGAUGAAUCGGCUGAUCGAGGCGGUCAAGCUGAAGCCUGUUGUGGACAAGGUUUUCAACUUCGAGCAUGCCCGGGACGCUUAUGAGUACCAGGACAGUCAGCAGCACGUCGGGAAGGUUGUCAUCAAGGUGUCUAAAGACUAAGGAGUUCGACGGUACCGCAUGUAUGUACUUGUACGCAGUUGAAACGCACGUUUGUCGGCAGCUACCUCCUUGAUGAAUGCUGCGUCGUCAUCGUGGAGCUAGUAGAGAAACUGUUCACGACGAGAGUGGAUCAUGUUCGCAACGAGGCAGCGUUCCAACAUGAAUGUAGAAGACUCGAGCUGACAUCUGGGCCCAUUCUCGGGUUGACACACGGGAAUACUAGGCCGUGGUCACCCCACGAUGACGUGAGAUCG
This is a messenger RNA of Dichomitus squalens LYAD-421 SS1, 1321 nucleotides long. Its product is annotated as NAD(P)-binding protein. Gene Ontology annotation, molecular function: oxidoreductase activity. The coding region runs from base 24 to 1067 and encodes 347 amino acids. Lineage: Eukaryota; Fungi; Basidiomycota; Agaricomycetes; Polyporales; Polyporaceae. The record is from RefSeq and is a predicted model, not a curated record. The transcript is spliced from 6 exons.